This is a messenger RNA of Aureobasidium musti, 1481 nucleotides long. The record is from the annotation of a GenBank genome assembly. Lineage: Eukaryota; Fungi; Ascomycota; Dothideomycetes; Dothideales; Saccotheciaceae.
CAUUGUGCCGUAUAUGCGAGCCAAUUGCUUUCAUGUCAAUCUUUCCUUAUGUCUAUUACAUGAUCUCCUCUUUCCACAUCACCAACGACGAGAAACAAAUCGCUCUGUAUGCUGGCAUGGUCACAUCCGCCUUUGCCUUUGCCGAAUUCUCGACAGGAGUUAUGUGGGGUAGGUUGAGUGACAAGGUUGGACGCAAACCUAUCCUCCNNCUGACGGGAUUGGCGGGCACUGGUAUCAGUAUGAUUGUGUUUGGGUUCUCUCCCAACUUGACCACGGCUCUUAUUGCUCGUGCUUUGGGAGGUCUUCUCAACGGUGUCAGAUCAAUCGUCGGCUCCGGCUUAGGAGGAACUCUCGCAGAGCCCGUGCGCAACUACCCUGGUUAUUUCGAGCGCGGUUCGUUAUUUGACAGGUUCCCGUACCUGCUUCCGAACUUGGUUUGCGCAGGAGUUGUCAUCUUCGGAAUGAUGGUCGGCAUUCUUUUCCUCGAAGAGACUCACGAAGAUCUUAAGGACCGUAGAGACUAUGGUCUCGACAUUGGUGACUGGGUUCUGGACUUCUUUCGACCAAAUCAGCUCCAUGAAAAGGCUGGCGAGACACUGGCUCUGUUCGAAGAUGCUGCUCCUGACUAUUCAUCGAGCCAAUCAUCUCCAGUUGUGAACCCAAUUCUGGUUGGAGAGCUGCCUAAUGAAGCUCAGCCUGUAUUGUCCCAGCCUACAUGCUCCCGUCGUCGUGAUGCGGCUGUCUCAAAAGCUUUCACGUGGCAGGUUUGUCUCAAUAUCGUUGGAUACGGUAUCCUUGCGUAUCACACCAUCUCCGCCGAGCAACUUCUCCCUGUGCUAUUCAGUUUGCCCGAGUCUCAAGAAGCGCCCCACCUGCCUUUCCAGUUCUCUGGUGGCUUUGCCCUCCCGACAAAGGUCAUUGGCUUUAUUCUCUCUGCUCAAGGGUUUAUCCAGAUGUUUGCCACGCUGUUCGUGUUCCCGUUGGUCAACCGCAAGAUUGGAAGUCUGGCUACAUUCCGACUCGUCAUUCUCUCGUACCCGAUUCUCUACUUGAUGGUUCCUUAUCUCACGCUCGUUCCGACAGCUCUGCGUAUGCCUUGCAUCUAUUUCGUGCUCAUCUGGAAGGUUACAGCACAAGCCCUUUCGUACCCGUCCCUGGCCAUCAUGUUGGCCAACGCAGCCCCUUCGAAGAAGGUCCUGGGCACUCUCAAUGGUGUGGCAGCCUCGUCGGCAAGCUUGUGCAGAGCAUUCGGUCCUACGCUCUCCGGACUGGUCCAAUCUUUAGGUCUUUCCGUGGGUGUGCUAGGUCUCCCCUGGUGGGCGAACAGCUUCGUUGCGAUCAUCGGCGCCAUUCUCAGCUUGCGUAUGGUAGAAGAAAAGCGUCAGUACUCAAAAGCCGAAGAAGCAAAUCUGGACUCGGAAAAUCUCCCAUUUCUGGACGCAGACGUACUAGAGAGCUCCGACGAAGAAUCCUGCCAUUGA